This is a messenger RNA of Sander lucioperca (pikeperch), 496 nucleotides long. Its product is annotated as NADH dehydrogenase [ubiquinone] 1 alpha subcomplex subunit 2-like. NCBI's taxonomy places the organism in Eukaryota, Metazoa, Chordata, Actinopteri, Perciformes, Percidae. The record is from RefSeq and is a predicted model, not a curated record. The transcript is spliced from 3 exons. Bases 98 to 403 code for a protein of 101 amino acids.
ACUCAGGGACGUUUAGCCCUUCAGAAGCGCCUGGCAGGAGAGAGUCCGGGCGGAAAAACCCUCCGCGCGUCCUUGUCACACAGCAGGAAGCUAAAACAUGGCGGCCGCCGCAGCAGUGAGGAGUCUCGGCUCCACUUUGGGUAAAAACCUCCGAGAGAUCCGCGUGCACCUCUGCCAGACCUCCGCCGCCAGCAAGGGGGCCAGAGACUUUGUGGAGCAGCACUAUGUGACUCUGAAGAAGGCCAACCCAGACUUCCCGAUCCUGAUCCGAGAGUGUUCUGGAGUCCAGGCCCGGGUCUGGGCUCGAUACGAUUUCGGGAAAGAGAGCAGCGUCUCCGUGGAGAACAUGUCAGCUGAUCAGGUGGCCGGCGCUCUGCAGACUCUGGCUCAGUCCAAACCUUAACCCCCCCCGUCUCUGCUGGAAGUGGCUCAGUCCAAACCGGCUUCAUUCAGAUUGUAAAUGUGUUGAUAAUAAACCUUAAAUGUUAAUAUGUCA